This is a messenger RNA of Oryza sativa Japonica Group (Japanese rice), 2140 nucleotides long. Its product is annotated as O-methyltransferase ZRP4. Lineage: Eukaryota; Viridiplantae; Streptophyta; Magnoliopsida; Poales; Poaceae. The record is from RefSeq and is a predicted model, not a curated record. Gene Ontology annotation, molecular function: O-methyltransferase activity; S-adenosylmethionine-dependent methyltransferase activity; protein dimerization activity. Gene Ontology annotation, biological process: methylation.
AUAUUCCAAAUUGAGAGGAAGAUAGAGAAGCAGUGACAUGGCGACCACUCAGAGCAAUGACCACGGUGCUGGCCUCCUCGAUGCACAGCUCGAGCUCUACGCCAACACGUUGGCCGUGGUCAAGUCCAUGGCCCUCAAGACCGCCAUGGACCUCGGCAUCGCCGACGCCAUCCACCACCACGGCGGCGCCGCCACCCUGCCCCAGAUACUCACCAGGGUCACGCUCCACCCCUCCAAGAUCCCGUGCCUGCGCCGCCUCAUGCGCGUGCUCACCCUCACCGGCGUCUUCGCCGUCGAGAAGCCUACUGCGGCCGAUGAGCCGCCCGUCUACGCGCUCACGCCGGUGUCCCGCCUCCUGGUCAGCUCCGGGAACCUGCAGCAGGCGCCCAUCAUGUCGUUGCUGCUCCACCCGAGCUGCAUCACCCCCUUCCUCCGGAUCGGCGACUGGCUCCAGCGCGAGCUGCCGGGCUCGUCCAUCUUCGAGCACACCCAUGGCCGGAGCUUGUGGGAGGUGGCCGACGGCGACGCCGCCUUCAGCAAGGUCUUCAACGACGCGAUGGUCUCCGACAGCCGCCUGGUGAUGGACGUCGUCGUCAGGGAGCACGGCGAUGUGUUCCGGAGGAUCAGCUCGCUGGUGGACGUCGCCGGGGGCCACGGCACGGCGGCGCAGGCCAUCGCCAGGGCGUUCCCGGAGGUGAAGUGCAGCGUGAUGGACCUCGCCCACGUCGUCGCCAAGGCUCCCGGUGGCACCGGCGUGGAGUACAUCGCCGGCGACAUGUUCGAGAGCAUUCCACCGGCAAACGCUGUCUUCCUCAAGUGGAUUAUGCAUGACUGGGGUGAUGACGAAUGUGUCAAGGUACUAAAGAAUGCCAAAAAAGCUAUCCCCUCUAAGGAUGCUGGAGGAAAGGUGAUAAUCAUAGAUGUUGUGGUCAGAGCAGGUUCGCCUGAUCAAAAACAUAUAGAGCUGCAAGCCUUGUUUGGUGCAUACAUGAUGCUUAUCAAUGGUGUCGAGCGAGAUGAGAAAGAGUGGAAGAAGGUUUUUAUCGAAGCAGGGUUUAGUGGCUACAAGAUCAUACCGGUUCUAGGCUUUCGGUCAAUCAUCGAGGUUUACCCCUGAAGGCCACAAUAGUUGUCGAUACACAAGCGGUCAUCCAUUUGCUAGUGUGGAGCAUGUAUGUUAAUUUUGUUGUUGUGAGGCUUGCAAUAAGUGUGUGUAUGCUUGGUUGUGUUGUAAAAUCGCCCAAUAAUUAAGUUUAUGUGGAACUGCCUGUUAUAUUAAUCCAUAUAUAUAUAUGUCGAAUCUAUUCUACACUCCCUUCCAUGGGCCAAAGCCCCCUCCUACCUCGGUCUAAGGCCGGUCAAAAGCCCAUCCUGCCGGCCAAACCGGCUUGCUACCUCCCCUCCGCCAUUUCUUUUCAGUUCCUGUCUCAAAGGAAUGUCAUAGCAAUGUGACGGCCAAUUUAUAGUAAAACGAUUGCUUUCGGCAGUAACCACAUCAAAAAAUAAUCAAGAUAGAUCUAGCUUCAUUAAGCACUUUUUUACAAACAGAAUAGUACAAACGGAUUAGAAAAAUAAUUAUGACGUGAGAGAUAUUGCUCUCUAAAGAUUGAGAUUUAAAAGAUUUUAGUUCUACACAAGCAGUACUACUAUGGCACCACUGUUACUAUUACAUGUUCUCUGUUAUUGCAAUUUGCAUUGUAAUGUUAUUACCUAUAAAUUUUGUAGUAAUAUACCAUUUUAGUGCCCUUCCGUGAUAAUGUUUCUAUCGAAACAUAGCAAUAAAGUAACAUAACUUCCCUUGUAACUCUGUUCCUCAACUUAUAUAAGGUGGGAAGGAGCCUCUCAAGGACAAGAAACACAAUCAGAUCGUCAGAUCAAUACAACAUCCAACGGAUACAAUCUCAAAUUAGAAAUAGGGUAUUACCUCUCAACGUGUGAGGCUGAAUUUGUCUAAAUCCUUGUUUUCCACAUCCAUUCAUUUUUAGGUCUUGUGCUACCCCAUUAUAUUUUUACAGAUGGAAACAUCGACAUAGAACAAUCACAUACGUUUAUUCAGAGCAUUAGAUUUGCCCUAUAAAGAAUAUGUAUUCUAGCCUCAAAUCAUAGGUGUCGCUCAAUUUUCUAUACUACUUCUGGAUAA